This is a messenger RNA of Malassezia sympodialis ATCC 42132, 1779 nucleotides long. RefSeq lists its product as uncharacterized. NCBI's taxonomy places the organism in Eukaryota, Fungi, Basidiomycota, Malasseziomycetes, Malasseziales, Malasseziaceae. The record is from RefSeq and is a predicted model, not a curated record. Gene Ontology annotation, cellular component: plasma membrane. Gene Ontology annotation, biological process: transmembrane transport. Gene Ontology annotation, molecular function: transmembrane transporter activity.
AUGGCUGAGAGUGGUGCGCAAGAGGCCACCUCGAAUCCUGAUUAUGGAAUUCCGGACCCCAAGCUUUACGCUUCGGAGCCAUCGAAUAAGUAUGAAACAGUGGUACCGGAGCGUGACAUCAAUCGACCCGGAACGCCGGAAAUGGUUUUCUUUUCGGGCGAGCAAAACGAGCACCAGAAAGUGACGUCUGGUUUGCAACGCAAAAUGGCCUAUAAAAAGUACGGCAAACCCAACAUGCUGGAAUUGCGUACCAAGUCGGUGGUGAAGGAAGGGCAGGUUGAGCUUACGCGGGAGCUGGCCUUCGACAAAACAGCGUUUAGCUUUCCGGCCUGGAAAAAGUGGACGAUUCUCUCAGUUAUUGCUAUGGUGCAGAUUAGCAUGAACUUUAAUACCUCCAUCUAUCCGAACGCCACGUCUAUGAUUCCCGACGAUCCUCGCUUCGAAGGUGUGAGUGAACAAGCAGCGCGUGCAAGUCAGAUGAUUUACCUUGUCGCCUAUGCGUUUGGUUCCGAGCUAUGGGCCCCUUGGAGUGAGGAACUUGGCCGGUGGCCGAUUCUUCAGGCCUCCAUGUUUCUGGUUAACAUAUUCCAGCUGUGGGCCGUCUUUGCCCCGAAUUACGAAAACUUACUUGCUGCACGGUUUUUCGGCGGUCUGAGCACCGCCGGUGGUAGUGUGACGUUGGGUGUGGUGGCUGACAUGUACGACUCAGACGACCAACAAUUUGCCAUUGCCUUUGUGGUGUUGUCUUCGGUCAUGGGUACAUCGGUUGGUCCGUUCAUUGGUGGCAUCGUGCAACAAGUGAUGCCAUACAACCCCCUGUAUUGGAUGUUCUGGUUGAUGCUCAUUUUUGGUGGUGCGACACAGCUGGUUCAUGCACUGCUCGUUCCGGAGACAUUGAAUACAGUCUUGCUGGAUCGGGAGGCUAGGCGGCUUCGCAAGGCAGGUCAAACGCAGUACUACGGUCCCAACGAGCUGCGUCCGAAUGGUUUCAGCAUGAAACAAAUCGGUAUUUACUGGUUGCGCCCCUUCUAUAUGUUUGUGACUGAGCCAAUUGUACUGUUUCUGUCAAUGCUCAGUGGAUUCUCAGAUGCCCUGAUUUUCAUCUUCCAAAUGUCAUUUGAUCUUGUAUUUGGACAAUGGUUCGGCACCAAUCACCUUAAGAUCGGACUUACGUUUUUAUCGAUCAGCAUUGGGUACAUUGUCUCAUACUUCUCCUUUUUCCCUACAAUCAUGCAUCAGCGCCAUAUGCGGCGUGCAGCACCUGAGAAGGUUACGCCUGAAUCUCGAUUGUGGUGGCUGCUGUUUCUGGCACCGUUGGAGACUAUUGGUUUGUUCGGUUUUGCGUGGACAUCGCUUGGUCCCCCCGAAGUCCAUUGGAUUGCACCUAUUAUUUUUGCCUUUCUCAUCGCUAUUGCUAACUACGCCAUUUACAUGGCUACCAUUGAUUAUAUGGUGGAGGCAUAUGGCAUGUACUCGGCUUCUGCGACAGGCGGUAAUGCGCUGGCGCGUGAUCUGCUCGCCGGUAUUUCAGCGAUGUUCGCUGUGCCCAUGUACGAGGGUAUGGGUAAGACAAACUCGUACGAAUGGGCUAGUACGCUAUUGGGCUUCAUUUCGAUCCUUGUGAUUGUUCCUAUUUUCGUAUUCUACUAUUAUGGUGAGGCCAUUAGGGGUCGCUCCAAAUUCUCCCAAGCUAUCAACGAGGGUAAGCGCACUCCAGGCCCGCCCGAACCGCCGGAGGAGGUGGGUGCUGAACAGAGGGAUGUGGAAAAGCAACAUUAA